CUAGUCUCUCUCUUUUAUCUUUCAAGCAUUGAGUAGAAGUAGAAGUUUAUGCAUGUUUUCUCAUCCCAUUGAUUUGAAGAUGUGAGCGAGAAGUGAGAACUACUCAUUUUUUUUACAUUUAUAUAGAGAUGGAGAUCAGUAUAAAGGAGUCUACCAUGGUUCAUCCAGCUGAAGAACACACUCCCAAAGGAAGUAUAUGGAACUCCAAUUUAGAUCGACUGAUUUCAAGAUACCACGUCUCUACUGUAUACUUUUAUAAGCCAAAUGGUUGUUCUGAUUUCUUCGAUACUGGAAGGGUUAAAGAGGGUUUGAGCAAGGUUCUUGUCCCAUUUUACCCUAUUGCAGGAAGGUUGGGUUAUGAUGAAAAUGGAAGACUUGAGAUAAUGUGCAACGAUGAAGGAGUUCUAUUCGUUGAAGCUGAAACUAGUUCAGUGUUGGAAGAUUUGGUUGGUAAUGGUGAUUUUACUCACAACUCUCACCUAGUUCCUAAAGUUGACUAUUCUGGAGGAAUAUCCUCUUAUCCACUUCUUGUAGUGCAGCAGAUAACUAAGUUCAAAUGCGGUGGUGUUUGUUUGGGAGUUGGCACAUCGGCUAUUCAUUUCAUCAAUAGUUGGGCUGACACCGCCCGAGGCGUCUCGCCUGCCAUUGCACCAUUCAUCGAUCGAACUCUUCUUCGUGCUCGAGUCCGACCAGUGCCUAAAUUCCACCAUAUUGAAUAUGAGCCUUCUCCUCCAUUGAAGGCUGUUGAAUCUGAUCUUAAGCCAUCCACUGUCUCCACUUUUAAGCUUACAGUUGAUCAAUUGAAUGCCCUGAAAGCCAAAGCUGCUGCAAACAGUAGUGGUACAAAGUAUAGUAGUUACAACAUCUUGGCUGCACAUAUAUGGCGCUGCGUAAGUAAAGCAAUGGGUCUCUCAGACGACCAACCUACCAAGAUGUACUUUCCAGUUGACGCUCGAUCUAAAUUGAAUCCUCCUCUCCCACCAGGCUACUUCGGUAAUGUUAUCUUUAUAAAUGCACUCAUUACUCAAGCUGGUGAUCUCAACACUGAAUCCUUUCUUGAUACUAUUAAGAGGAUCCAUGAAGGGUUAAAGCAGAUAAACGAUGAAUAUUUGAGGUCAGCUCUUGAUUACAUUGAAACUGUGUCUGAUUCAAGCACUUUGGUUAGAGGAUCGCACACUUUCCGAUGCCCAAACCUCAUUGUAAACACUUGGAUGCGAUUGCCUAUCUAUGAAGCAGAUUUCGGAUGGGGUCGCCCCAUUCAUACGGGGCCAGCAGAUAUCGUUCAUGAAGGCAUAGUUUAUUUACUGCCAACUCCCAUUAAUGAUGGGAGCUUGUUACUAGUAGCUCGCUUGGAGAUUUCUCACAUGUCAUGUUUUGAGAAGCUCCUUUAUGAGUUUUAGUAACCAUGAGCUGUAAUAGUUUUGAAAAACUCCUUUAUGAGUUUUAAUAAUUAUGUCACUGCUUAUGCAUAGAGCACGGUUGUGUUGAAAAUGGCAACCAUGCUGCUGUUAUGUUUUUGCUAAUAAAGUGCAUGCGGCUAUGAUGAUUUUGUUGAGUGCAUACAGCUUGGAUGCAUGCUGCAGCAAUUGUGCAUGUUGCAGCAACAUAUUUUCUGUUUUAGUUGCAAUGUAAUUUAGUUUGGUUGAAAACGAACUGUUUAGGUGAUGAUUAAGCUAAUAAGUCAGCUUAUUCAUGUGUACAAGUAAUGUUUUAAUAGUCUCAAUGCUGAUUAGUGGGAUUAGUUGAA
Molecule: messenger RNA, 1747 nt
Organism: Gossypium raimondii (Peruvian cotton)
Lineage: Eukaryota; Viridiplantae; Streptophyta; Magnoliopsida; Malvales; Malvaceae
Product: shikimate O-hydroxycinnamoyltransferase
Exons: 2
Coding region: 129-1400 (423 amino acids)
Molecular function (GO): acyltransferase activity, transferring groups other than amino-acyl groups
Source: RefSeq, a predicted model, not a curated record